Messenger RNA from Phanerochaete carnosa HHB-10118-sp, 253 nucleotides. RefSeq lists its product as uncharacterized. Bases 21 to 200 code for a protein of 59 amino acids. The transcript has a single exon. The record is from RefSeq and is a predicted model, not a curated record. NCBI's taxonomy places the organism in Eukaryota, Fungi, Basidiomycota, Agaricomycetes, Polyporales, Phanerochaetaceae.
CUUCUCAGGCUCUUACAGCGAUGAAAAGCAAAGACUCCGCCCAAGACUUGGUCGACAUCUGCACCCAGCGUGGUGCGACUGAUCUUGGCUUCUCGCGCAUCAUAAAUAAAGACGGACAGGAUAUCGAUGAGCGACCUGCAUUGCCUUCGCGAACUGCUGCGCGGGACCAAGGCCACUCUGCUGUCUUAUCAAACGGCUGACUCGGACGGAGACUAGUGCCGUAAUGUAGAUGACUUGAUAAAACACCCUCCAA